This is a messenger RNA of Trypanosoma conorhini, 1443 nucleotides long. Its product is annotated as 19S proteasome regulatory subunit. Lineage: Eukaryota; Euglenozoa; Kinetoplastea; Trypanosomatida; Trypanosomatidae. The transcript has a single exon. The coding region runs from base 1 to 1443 and encodes 480 amino acids. Gene Ontology annotation, cellular component: proteasome regulatory particle, lid subcomplex; nuclear proteasome complex; cytoplasm. The record is from RefSeq and is a predicted model, not a curated record.
AUGGCGGACGUAGACGAGUGGAGAGGGGCAAGCUUCAAGCAGGUGGAGGACCACAGCGAGGCCGUCACGACCCUCCUCGAGAGGGUCAACGCCACCACCAUCCCUGUGCUACUGCGCAGCACCAACAAGGGCCUGCACGAGCUCGUCGACGAGCUACUGAGCCUUGAGAAGGUUGCCCGCCUCGGCGGGGAUGCGCCUUCCACCCAGCGGCUCGCAGUGGAGGUGAUCCGCGUGUACCGCGUGCAGGGCGACUAUGCCAAAAUGUUGGACGUGCUUGAGACGCUUAUGCGCAAGCGUGGCCAAACAAAGCUGACGCAAAGUGCAAUGAUUGCGGAGUGCGCUGUGAUGCUCUCCGACGGCUCCCUGUCGAAGGAGCGCCGCAGGGAGGUGCUGGAGCGGGUCGUGCACCUGACCGACAGCAAGAUUCACGUGGAGCUCGAGCACGCCCGCUUUGCCAUUGACCUGGCAAGACUUAUGGAGAGCGAGGGGCAGAAGCGUGCGGCGUGUGACUUGCUGAGUGGUCUGCAUGUUGAAACCAUCACCAACAUGCCACGUGUAGAGAAGCUGGAGGCGCUGAAUCGGCUUAUCCGGCUCUGUCUGGAGUUGGAGGACUACGAGCACACACCGCUCGUCUCGCGCCGUAUUAACCACAGGGCGUUGGCGCGUCCAGAGUCGCAGGAUGCCAAAUUGACAUAUUUUGCACUCAUGCGUCGGUACUACGCGCAGCGGCAGUCUUACUUUAACGUGGCGCGUUGCUGGUACGAGACGUACCUCACGGAGACCGCGGAGGCCGCCAAGCUCGCGGCCCUCAGCAGCAUGGCGGUCAACUACCUCAUCGCCGAGCACGCCGCCCCCAAGGCGCUGGAGGACCUCGCGGAGUGCACUGCCUUUUCGCCCGCCACGAAGUUUGCCGAACGCAACGCCGCCAUUCAGGGCAUCGCGACGUCGCUGCAGAAGCAACUGGAGGACGUCCCGCAGUUGCAGUACCUACUGCAGCGGUUUACCAGCAUUGAGCUGAUCCGCGAGAGGGUGGCCGGCGAGGUGGAGACGCUCUGCGAUAAUCACCCGGAGCUUGCGGGGCACGAGGACCGUCAGUUGUUGCUACGAAGCCGCUGCAGCGAGCACGACCUGCUCGUCGUCUCCCGCUUUUACCGCCGCCUGCGCCUCGACCGCCUCGCCCAGCUGGUCGGCCUUACCCCGGAGCACACGGAGGAGUUCCUCAUGAUGAUGGUGGCCUCCAAGUCCCUCUACGCCAAGAUGGACCGCGUGGACGGGCAGGUGGUCUUUGAGGCCAAAAAGAACGCGACGGAGGUCAUCAACGGCUGGAACGAGGCGGUGGAGCGCAGCGUGGCGCUGCUGGACAAGGCCUCACACCUCAUCGUGAAGGAGCGGAUGCUGCACAACAUUUCGGCUGCGCGGGCGCAGCAGGCGGUGACGUUGUAG